UGCAGAAAAGCGGAGCGCAGGUUCAUUACUGCGCAUUUCUUAUUUUGCUCCGCAUUCUGCGCCGGAUCGUCCUGAGGACGACUUAGGAUCCGGAUCAGACCUGGUUUGGACUCCUGCGGACCCGCCAGGAUUCAUCCUGACCGAUGUUUCUUCAAGAGAACCUGAUCCAAGAUCUGUGAUGCCACAAUUUCAGUGAGGCUGCAGGGACUCGAACCUCUGACACUGCUCAGACAUGGUGGCUGUGGGCGGAGCCUCGUCAGUGCUGACAGUGUGUCUGUUCAUCGUACUCCUUCCUGCGGUGAAAGGUUCUCACUCUGAAGACGCACUGUGCACAUAUGCUGACCAAGUCCGUCAACAACAGUGGGCGGAGCCUCAGGAGGAACAGGCCAAUGAGCUGCGAGGGCUGGUGCAGGACAACGGCACGAUCCACUGCAGACACGGCUUCCGCUGCUUUGGAUUAUGGGAAAAGAGCCCAGACGGGGAAAUGCAUCUGGUCCAGCAAGGUUGUUGGAGACCCAAUGAUGUCCAGGAGUGCCUUGGCGACCGUUGCCUGGUAACGGCAGCACGUUCUCAGGUUCAUAACACCAACUAUCGCUUCUGCUGCUGCAGCAGCGACUUCUGCAAUGCAAACUAUACUGAAGCUCCGCCCACCGCCAACACCCCUGCACUCAGACGUUUGAAGACACGCAGACGGGAGGAGAGACGAACAGAUUCCCGGCCGCUGCAGCGGGAGGAGACCGUGCUCAUCGCCCUGGUAAUGGUGGCUGCAGCAGCCAUCAUCAUUAUGUUGCUGUUUCUGGGUUACCGAAUACUUAAAGGGAAACACAAACACAGUGUAUCCAGACUGGAUGUGAUGGAGGAAAAUUUAGACCCAACUGUUGAUCUGAACAAUCUGAAGCUUCUGGAGCUGAUUGGUCGGGGGCGUUAUGGCUCUGUGUUCCGUGGAUCUGUUCAUGACUGCUGUGUGGCCGUGAAGCUUUUCAGCUCCGCCAACCGACAGAAUUUCAUCAACGAGCGCUCGAUCUACUUCCUGCCGCUGCUGCAGCACGACAACAUCGUGCGCUUCCUGGCCGCCGAUGAGAGGACAACACCCGACGGGCGCCCAGAAUUCCUGAUCGUGAUGGAGUUUUACCCACAUGGUUGUCUGUCUCGUUUCCUGUCCUUGCACACCGUGGACUGGUUAAGCUGCUGCAGGAUGUGUCACGGUGUCACCAGGGGUCUGGCCUUCCUGCACACGGAGCUCUACAGAGGAGACCAGUAUAAACCAGCGGUGGCCCACAGAGAUGUGACCAGCAGGAACGUCCUGGUCCGUGCUGAUCUGUCCUGCGUCCUCACUGACUUUGGUCUUUCCAUGAAGCUGACAGAAAACUGUCCGUCCCGGCCGGGAGACGAGGACACUGUGGCCAUUUCUGAGGUGGGGACGGUCCGGUACAUGGCUCCGGAGGUUCUAGGCGGGGCACUGAACCUCCGGGAUUGUGAGUCGGCUUUGAAGCAGGUGGAUGUUUACGCACUGGGUCUGCUGUACUGGGAGACCUUCAAGAGAUGCUCCGAACUCUUCCCUGGUGAAGUCAUGCCCGAGUUUCAGUUGGCCUUCCAGGAAGAGCUGGGAUCACAUCCCAGUUUUGAGGAUAUGCAGAUCCACGUUGCCAGAGACAAACACCGACCCAAAUUCCCCAAAGUCUGGAAGGAAAACAAUCCAGUGUUGCGCUCCCUGAAGGAAACCAUUGAGGACUGCUGGGAUCAGGACGCUGAGGCUCGACUCACUGCUCAGUGCGCCGAAGAACGACUAUGUGAACUCACACUGCUGAGUGUACACACAGCAACACAUAACCACAGGAAUCUCUCCUCUGGUCUGUGGCCUCAUAUGGUUGACUCCUCCUCCUCCACUUCCUGCGCUGCUGAUUUGCAAGUGGACGUUGUUAAAAAUCUCCAGGGAGAUAGCCAGCUAGCAUCAUUUGCCAAGACAACCACAGGUCGAGCAAAAGUCGCAGAGAAAAUCAAGAAGUCCAUCAACUAUGAUUGGCAGCAGGCUCGAUCUUCCAGUUCAGGCACCAGCGUGUCCUGUGCUGUGUCUCCUGCCUUCGUCCUCGGCACUGUCUCAGACCCUGGACAGGCUGGUGGCACUGUGCCCAGCAUCCCAGUUUGCCUCCAGCUGACAGAGGAAGACUUGGAGGCCCCCAAGUUCAACACAAAAGAGGUCAAUCAGAGCCUGAGGGAAAGUUCUGAUGAAAACCUGCUGGAACAUUCACAAAAAGACUUUACUACAACAGAUCGAACAAACACCCUGCUGUACCACCAAAUACUACAAACUGCUGAGGUAAAGGAGUUGGUGUCAAAUCUGCACGGUGGCCUGGGGGACACCCAGUCUUCCUCGUCAAUUCAGCCUUUUCCAAAGCAGCAGAACCAAUCCCACAGGCCCACCAGCCUCCACCUCAACCCCAGAACCAAGGAGACUCCACUCAGCUCCUCUCGCCUCCAGCUUGGAAAGCACAGAUGGAACCACAGACAGGUGGAAAUGGGUGUUGCUAAAAUGAACACGGUGACAGUUGCUGCAGCAGCAGAGCCUCACCUGGUAACCACCAUGACCAACACAAGGGCCACCGGUACCAAUGGAACUCGACUCCAUCCAGCAACAUUAGUCACUGCUGGUUACAGUGUUGGCAUUCCUACCUUGGUAAUGAAUGAGAACACUGGAGGAGGUCACACAAACCCAGUGGGACCACAAAUGGACCAUGAGGACAAAAUGGAGGUGGGCCUUAGUGGAAGAGAUGGCAGUUGCAUGAACCUGUUGAACUCCAGUCCAGAUGAAAACGAGCCACUGCUGAGGCAAGAGCAGCCGCCUGCAGAACGUGAACCACAACAGCGUCACUCACGAACUGCCAGCAUCCUGUCAGGACGAGGGUCAAACUCCAACAAUAACAACAACAGGCAUGCACCGGGGCCAGAGGAUAAGGUCCAGGGUUCAGAGAUUAAAUCCAGAAAGAUGAUAGGACCAGAAUUUAGUCAAGACAGAGGCAUCAGAAUACCCGAUCCUCAGUCAAACCCAGCCAGUGAGCAGAUCAUACACAUGGAAUCACCUGCUGCCAGCCUAGUUUCAGAUGUGGCAAAUAAAGUUUUACCAUCUGGACAAGCAGGACAGGUCCUUUCUUCUGCCAAAGUUCAAAGUCAAGACUCAGCUACAAGCCUGCAACUUCAGACAGUCCUAGUUUCAGGCCCGGUGUUGUUCCCUGACUCUAACAUAAAUCCACCUGCUCAUCAGGUCCAUUGUGUUGCUGCCACAGUGGUUCCUAGCCGCUCAGACACAAGUUGUGACUCAAGUCUUCCUUCAGAAAAAUCUUUAGAAGCUUCAGAAGCCCCGGAAACAGCAACUUCACCAGAAGUCCCAUUUACAAAAAUCCCAUUUUUGUUUUCAAGAGUAUUAGAUUUUGAUACUAGGACCUUUAAAAUGAAAGCUUUAGUGACAGACGCACCAACCUCAGAUCCAGACACUCCAGCUGUAGAAGAUCCACCCUCAGAUCUAAGAGUUAAUGAAGCAACAUCAAAUGCUCCAGGUCUACAACAUCUAACCUCAGAUCUGGCAGCUUCAGUUCAAGAAAUCCCAAAUUCCCAUAGACAGACUCCAGCUUUAGAUCCAGAUACUUCAGCUGUGCUGGUCCCUAUACCUUAUUCAGCUCUAGAAAGUCCUCGCUUGGAUGAAGAUGCUUCACUGAUAAAAACUCUUCAUUCACAUACAGAAGUUACAGGUUUAAAAGCUGCAUUAUUCAGUCCUGAUGGUCUGUCUUUAGAAACCUCAGCAGUAGGAUUUUUGAAAUCUGAAAGUCUGGCAGCUCCAGCCUCAGGUGCCAAAGGCCUGUUACAGAACCAGGCUAACGCCAGGAGGCCUGAGAGGCCCUGCUCUCUGGACCUAUCUGCCACUUGUCCCUCUUCAGAUGAUGUUUGUCUGACAGACGGGGGCAACCUGAGUGCUUCAGGAGAGAAAAUCAAACGUCGUGUUAAGACACCGUAUACCGUGAAGAAAUGGCGUCCAUCCUCGUGGGUUGUCUCUACUGAUACGACCCUUGAUCCAGACCUGGAGCUGAGUUUAAGUGGCCACACUGAGUCUUCAUCUGGUCUUCACCAACCAGGAGGCUUUGGCAUGAUCAGAAUGAACCAGUCCAAAUCCAGCAUGGCCGUAUUUUUGGUCGGAGGCAGAGGCACGGCCACGACAACCUCCAGCCCUGAUGGGAUGACCUCCUUCUGAUGAUCGCACCGUGUUCUGUUCCAAAACGCAGCAAAUGUCUCGGUCAUUGUUUUUGGAUUUGGGUAUGUUGUGGACUGUCAAUUUUGUUGAUUCCCCUGGAACAUUUUGCCUAUGACACUUGACAUUUGACCCCUGCCUUUCAGCACUGGCUAUAAUUCAGUUAAAUGGAAGCUGUUCGUCUCCAAAAUGUUAUCCUGUGGACGGUAAAGUGUGACUAAGGUCCUGUUAGGUACCAGGACAUCCUCUCUGAUUGACUUUGGGCUCGUGCAUCUCGAGCCCUAAACCCUUUCUGGACAAAAACAAAAUUGUAAAAUUUCCUUUGCUUCGGAUUGCACGACCACGUGUUCCACUCAUGUUAACAUGUCCUGUGACCAUGAGGAGCAGUAUCCCUGGCAACAUGCACUCAGAAGAGCAGGAGACACUGAUGGCACAGCAUCAAUGAUGUCAGUGUUUCUUAGCUCUUUUCUAACUGGUCUGAGGACAUUAACAAACCCCACAAAGGACGUUUACAGUGAUGUUAUGGCGCUGAUGAGUGACAUCAGUGGCUAUGGCGCUGUCGUUUAUGUCCAUCUGUCCACUGAUGGAACACUGCGGUGAUGGGACCAAAACUGCUGGAUCUCUAAUAGAAUUUUUCCAUGAUAUUAACAGUUGAUAACAGCGCCAUCUAACAUUUUGUAAACCUGGAGCUGAGGCAUCAAUGCUGAGAUGCGACUGCUCAUGAGCGUGCAUGUGGUUAGCACCUGUGGCGUUUGAUGGACACCGUUGGGUCUGUAUGUAAUUGGACUCUGAUAGAAUUCAUGUGUUCACUGUCUGUCACUUAUUCAAGUGGAAACUGGCAGCUUUAAUUUGAACAUAAUGACAUUUAGACUGAGGCUACAGACACAAUGGGCUUGCACGUGGCGGGCUCCCAUACCUGAGCAUCAUUUUUGCUGCCUCUACGAAAUUCCAUGUUCGAAAAGCCAACAAUCACAUGAUGUUUGUUGUAGUACAUUUAGCCACUAUUGCAUGAUGUCGCAAACCUGAAGAAAUACCGUUGAUAAUAAUGAAUCAACACAAACA
Messenger RNA from Thalassophryne amazonica, 5299 nucleotides. Its product is annotated as bone morphogenetic protein receptor type-2-like. Bases 233 to 4240 code for a protein of 1335 amino acids. Gene Ontology annotation, cellular component: plasma membrane; signaling receptor complex. Gene Ontology annotation, biological process: cellular response to growth factor stimulus; protein phosphorylation; BMP signaling pathway. The record is from RefSeq and is a predicted model, not a curated record. Lineage: Eukaryota; Metazoa; Chordata; Actinopteri; Batrachoidiformes; Batrachoididae. The transcript is spliced from 19 exons. Gene Ontology annotation, molecular function: transforming growth factor beta receptor activity; ATP binding.